Molecule: messenger RNA, 3265 nt
Organism: Engraulis encrasicolus (European anchovy)
Lineage: Eukaryota; Metazoa; Chordata; Actinopteri; Clupeiformes; Engraulidae
Gene: sema3c
Product: sema domain, immunoglobulin domain (Ig), short basic domain, secreted, (semaphorin) 3C
Exons: 18
Coding region: 498-2867 (789 amino acids)
Biological process (GO): negative chemotaxis; neural crest cell migration; axon guidance
Cellular component (GO): plasma membrane
Molecular function (GO): semaphorin receptor binding; chemorepellent activity
Source: RefSeq, a predicted model, not a curated record
GAUUGGUUUGUCCUACAGGCAACUGGAUGGAAUAGCACUGCUCUGUUCUGUUCUGCUCUGCUCUGGUCUGCCCAGCUCUCCUCUUUCCCUUCCUUCACUUUCCCCUCUCUUCUGGGAAGUCACUUCAAGGAACCGGCCACGGUUGGAGCACCGGUCAACUUGCUUACGAGACACACACGCUCCUUGAGAGAGAGAGAGAGAGAGAGAGAGAAAGAGAGAGAGAGAGAGAGAGAGAGAGAGAGAGAGAGAGAGAGAGAGAGAGAGAGAGAGAGAGAGAGAGAGAGAGAGAGAGAGAAUCAGUCACUCAAGGAAAAGGAGAGAAGGAGGAAAGAGAGAGGUUGGGGUCUGUUGAAGUGGAUAUAACCUUGCAGGAUCAGGAUAACCUUUUGGACUUGGCUGUGUUGUCUGACCUGGCACCGGGACUCUGGACUGAAGACUGGACAGGACUGGACUGAGACGGGUCUGUUAGGGUCUGGGUGGCGUUCCUCAUCCCAGACAUGAUGUGGUGGCCACAGGGACAUGGGGCCCGGUCAUUGGGGUCAGGAGGUGGGCUGACGAAGACCAUCACAAGGACACUGGCUCUUCCUCUCCUCUUCCUCGCCUGUGUGACCUCCUUCUCCGCUCCCCUGCCCAGAGUCUUCCUCAACUACAAUGAGCUCCAGGCAUCUCAGUCGUUUGAGCACUACACGCUGUCAGAGAAGCCCAUGGACUAUCGGAUACUGCUGAUGGACGAGGAUCAGGAUCGCAUGUACGUGGGCUGCAAGGAUCACGUGCUGUCAAUGGACAUCAACAACAUCACCCAAGGCACGCUCAAAGUGUUCUGGCCUGCUUCUGCAAGCAAGAUCGACGAGUGCCAAAUGGCUGGCAAGGACCCUACGCAUGGCUGUGGAAACUUUCUCAGGGUCAUCCAGCCUUUCAACAGGACCCAUCUGUUCAUCUGCGGGAGUGGGGCCUACAGCCCCGUGUGCGCCUACAUCAACAGAGGUCGCCGCCCAGAGGAAAGAGUGUUCCAGAUCGCCUCUCGUGCCGAGUCAGGGAAGGGAAGAUGCUCCUUCAACCCGCAGGUCAACACCGUCUCCGUCAUGCUGAACCAGGAGCUGUUCUCAGGCAUGUACAUUGACUUCAUGGGGACGGACGCCGCCGUAUUCCGGAGUCUGACCACCCGGAACGCCGUCAGGACCGACCAGCACAACUCCAAAUGGCUGAGCGAGCCCAUCUUCAUCGAUGCCCAUCUGAUUCCCGACGGGUCGGACCCCAAUGACGCCAAGCUCUACUUCUUUUUCCGUGAGAGGCUAACGGACAACAGUGGGAACACCAAGAAUAUCCACACCAUGCUAGCGCGAGUCUGUCCGAAUGACACGGGUGGCCAGAGGAGCCUGGUGAAUAAAUGGACCACAUUCCUGAAGGCCCGCAUGGUGUGCUCGGUACUGGAGGAGGACGGCACAGAGACCCACUUUGACGAGCUGGAGAGCGUGUUUCUGCUGGAUGCAGACAACCCCAAAGGCCUCCUGGUGUUUGGCAUCUUCACCUCCACUAGCUCCGUGUUCAAAGGCUCUGCGGUGUGCGUGUACACCAUGGCAGACAUCCUGACCGUGUUCAAUGGACCGUUCGCCCACAGGGAGGGCCCCAACUUUCAGUGGGUGGCCUUCCAAGGACGCAUCCCCUACCCUAGGCCAGGCACGUGUCCAGGUGGGGCCUUCACUCCGCACAUCCAGAGCACCAAGGAGUUCCCCGAUGACGUGGUGACGUUUGUGAGGAACCACCCUGUCAUGUUCAACCCCAUCUACCCGGUGGGCCGUAGGCCUCUGCUGGUGCGCACCCAUGCCGACUACAAGUACACCUCCAUCGCCGUGGACCAGGUCAUCGCAGCAGACGGACAGUACCAGGUCCUCUUCCUGGGCACAGACAAAGGCACAGUGCAGAAGGUGAUCGUGCUGCCCACGAACGGUUCCCUGGAUAAGGAUCUGAUCCUGGAGGAGCUGGAAGUGUUUAAGAAUGGAACUGCCGUGACCAAUUUGCAGAUUUCAUCUAAAAAGCAACAGUUAUACGUAAGCUCGGAGCAUGGCGUCUCCCAAGUGUCCCUGCACCGCUGCCAUGCCUACGGCUCGGCCUGUGCCGACUGUUGCCUGGCCCGCGAUCCCUACUGCGCCUGGGACGGGGUGACCUGCUCGCGGUUCUACCCCACAGGAAAACGGCGCAGUCGGAGACAAGACAUCAUCCAUGGAAACCCACUCACCCAGUGCAGGGGAUUCAAUCUCAAGGCCUACAGGAAUGCGGUGGAGUUGGCCCAGUACGGGAUCAGGAACAACACCACCUUCCUGGAGUGCGUGCCCAAGGCUCCCCAGGCCUCCAUCAAGUGGCUCAUCCAGAGAGACAACGACCGGCGGAAAGAGGUGAAGCUGAGUGACCGCGUGGUGUCCACUGACCACGGCCUGCUGAUCCGCUCGGUGCAGCCGUCCGACCAGGGCCUCUACUACUGCCUGACCACGGAGAACGGCUUCAAGCGCACCGUGGCCAAGCUGCGGCUGCGCGUGCUGAGCGAGACGCUGGUCGGCGCGCUGGUCACCAAGCAGCAGUCGCCGUGGGGCUGGGCGGCGGCGCUGCACCCCAAGGCGCUGGUGUCGGGCUUCAGCCCGGCGGACGCCCUGGCCCUGCAGCAGUACUGCAAGGAGCGCAAGCAGCUCCAGAGUCUGGCCGCCGCCUCCUCCUCCUCCUCCUCCGCCUCCUCCUUGGCCUCUGCUGCUGCGGUGGUGGAUUCCAGCAGCAACAUCCGCGGUGACAUGGGAAAGCUGAGCAAGCUCAAGCCUCUGCUGGAUAGAUCCAAGAGCCGCAAUCGGAGGAACCAUCUGCCUGAGGAGGAGCAGUAGGAGUAGUAGGAGGAGGGGACUAUAGGGGACUAGAAGGUAAGGGGUCCCUUCCAUUAUCCUACCUCCCGUCCUCCCUUGUGCCUGUGGUCUUGUGAUGACGUCGCAGCAAGACGUCAUUGACCACAGAUCAUUUAAUAUCUCACAAAAGCACCAUUCAAAAGCCAUUCACUCAUUUGCUUUCGGGAUGUUGAAUGGCGAAAAGUCCCCCAAAAGAUGUUGUGACUGUUGUGGUUGACAGCGGGGAAACGGGGAAAUUGUUGUGUCCUCGGAGGCGGGGCUUCAGCGAAGCGCGAGGUCACAAGCACAGGUGGAGGACAGGAGGUUAGAAUAAUGGGAUGUACACAUGAGGAGGAGGGGACAAGGAGGAGGAGGAGGAAGGGGAGGAGCGAUGGAAUGGA